AUCAAUCAACAAACUAAAUCGUUAAAAAUGUCCACAUUGUCAGUUCUAACUAGACAGAUUAUGGGCCGUGAUCUAAGUAUAUCUAUAUGUCGAGAUCUGGAAACUUUAACCUUCGAAUCCUCGUCAGGGGUUCAUAGGAUUACGAGUCUGGGCGUCGCCAAAAGCAAUUCAAAAUUGGAGCAAAUUUUUCAUAUUGCUUUCUCACACCACUUGUUUAUUCGUUUUUAUCAUCCCUCAAUUUCUCCCAAAUGAAUUGUAUAAACAGGCUUCUACAUCAAUGAUUCCUCUGCCACAGUAUACUAAGUGACGAAAGCCUGCCUUACACAACGAUUUCUGGAAUGUACCCCUAUCUGUAUAACGUUGUACAGUACCGGUAUCCCAUUAUUACUGUCUAUACCCGUUAUCAUUUUGAACCAGUUCGAACAUGCAUGGACUAAUCUUGUUUCUCAUCUGCCCUGACCUAGUCUCAAUGGAGAAUGACGAUAGUUGACAGAUCUAUUUCUCGCGAAUCUUAUGUAACCUACAGGAUUUGAUCAAAAGAUCUCUGGGUCGGUCUCCGGUAACAUGCAUACUUUUUGUCACUUGGUAGCAAGGACUCGGAAGCUGCAACCCAUAUCAUCCGCCUCCAAUUCACUGUCGAUAUGUCUUCAGCUCGGUGGAAAUGAUCUUGACUCAAAGAGUCUGGACCUAAAAAAUCAAUCAUCAAUAUGCCUUUUCUUGACUGACAAAAGUUCCGGGAAUCUAUCAGCUCCAGGUCUGUGAUCGAGAUCGUGCAUCAGGAAUGUGGACUAGAUCGCGCUCGCAGCAUUUACUUUUUUUUUGAACCACAUCUCUUGUAUCCCUUCGUUUAUAUAUACUUGAGCCAUGCCCCUCGUCUUGCUGUCGAUUAUCGCGGUGAAUCGCAUCUACUAUAGCUUUUAAUUUAAGACCUUGCUUCGAUAUAUACCCAUCGUUUUUUUAUUCCGCCGCUUUGCAUUCAUCAAUUUCUCAUUCCGUCUAGAUCCUUAUCUUUUUAUUUCACCUACAAACUCAACAUGCCCCCCUCAAAGCCAAAGCCUUCAGAGAUCGCCGCUGAGGCGAAGAAAACUUACGUCCCUUAUAUACGCAGUGCAUGCCCGCAGUGGCCAGCUACUUCGUACUUAUGCCAUUCGGAUUCUCUCCGAGAUCAGCCAAUUAGGGAAUCAAGACAGUAUACAUUUGCUUUUAUGGAACGAGAUCCCGUGGAUCUAGCUCUUGAAUGGACGGCCAGCGAGAAUGAUCGACCCAUUCCAGUCAUCAUGCCGGCACAUGAAAGGCGACCAGGUGGUGAUUGGGAAGCUGGUGUUAUGCAACCGGAAGAAUGCUUAGCCAGACGAAGCACUCUAUAUACUUGCUUAACGACACCAGCAUCAGACAACAUCACCUCGAAUAAUUACCCUAUUCCCGAACGAGCUGGUAUUAUCUCUCAGAACGUUGUUGUUUUCCGCAAUGGACCAGAAAAGUAUGAGCCGUGGUCAGAAUACAAAUCACUGCCCAUAAUUUCUGUCCCUACCGUCAAGCGUCCUAAGCUUGAUAGCUCAGGCAAAAAGUACUCUUUUAAAACGGAACGGGAAUUGAUGAAAGCUUCCAUUAAGACCGCCUUGCGGAUUGCAAUUUUCUACGGUUAUGAUAAGAUUGUAAUCGGAACGUAUGGGCUUGGCCCAGGUUUCAAGAAUCCACCAGAAGAAGUUGCAAAUAUCUGGCGUGAGCUUCUCGUUCGUGACAACGAGUUCAAUCAGCAGUUUUCAGCCAUCAUCUUUGCCUUUGAGCCAUGUGAAGGUCCCGGAGGCUCCAGCUCCAGCAGUCCAAGUUCUUCAUCAAAAAGUUCAAAGUCAUCAAGCUCAAGUAGCAAAACUUGUUUCACUCACGAACUCGAAAUUUUCAGGCAGACGUUCAAGCCAGCAAAUCUCCAUGGCGCGUUCAAGGCUUGAAAUUUUUCAACGGUGAUCUUUGCUUGGCGUUCUAGGUGGUGCAAAGGGUAAUAGCUGUCACGAUGCAGGCAUGGGUGUAUUACAUGGUGGCGUUUGUGACGCGACAGGGAAUACAGAAUUCAGGCCUGGCUUAAGAGCGGUGGGAAAAUGUUGGGACUACUUUAUCAUUUUUUCUGUAGUCAGCUAUUCAAUUGC
Messenger RNA from Botrytis deweyae, 2144 nucleotides. RefSeq lists its product as uncharacterized. Bases 1035 to 1949 code for a protein of 304 amino acids. NCBI's taxonomy places the organism in Eukaryota, Fungi, Ascomycota, Leotiomycetes, Helotiales, Sclerotiniaceae. The record is from RefSeq and is a predicted model, not a curated record. The transcript is spliced from 5 exons.